Pseudogymnoascus verrucosus is the source of this 1891-nucleotide messenger RNA. RefSeq lists its product as uncharacterized. The record is from RefSeq and is a predicted model, not a curated record. Gene Ontology annotation, cellular component: cell surface; fungal-type cell wall. NCBI's taxonomy places the organism in Eukaryota, Fungi, Ascomycota, Leotiomycetes, Thelebolales, Thelebolaceae. The transcript has 3 exons. Gene Ontology annotation, biological process: fungal-type cell wall organization. Bases 245 to 1507 code for a protein of 420 amino acids.
CACCUUCUACCAACUUCCUCACUUCACCGUUCUAUUUCCACCCAACUGAGAGUCAAGACUCUCAAUCACACUCCUUUGGAAGGUCGCUGUCGGUGAAUACACUCUUUGAUCAGGAAAUUCACUUUACCUUCAACCUUUCGUCGUCGUCAACUUCACCUUUGAAACCCGGGAUCAACAACAGCACACAGCUGUCUGUUAUCAAUCCGAUCAACCCAAUACCAAAGAACUACACGAACCCUUCACAAUGAAGCUCAUCACCAUCGCCCUCGUCGGCGCCUCUGCCGUGGCCGCGGCUUCCCACCGCCACGUGCAUCGCCAUGCUCCCCACGUCCGCGGCUCCGCAGUCGCCAAGCGCGCCGACGCAACCGUCGUUGAGGACGCCGUCGUGACCAAGUACGAGAUGAACGGCAAGGAGCUCAACGCCGCCAAGGUCGAGCAGGGUGUCAAGGACGGAAUCUACAUCCUCCUCGACGACACCACCUCUGCUGCCCCUGUUCCCACCAAGGCUGCCGUCGCCGCCGGUGAGUUCUUGGAGCAGAAGAAGCCCACCACCCCAGCGGCUCCAUCGACCACCAGCGUUGCGCCACCACCUCCGCCACCAACCACGAGCGCCGCCCCCGUCGUGCCGACCCCGGCUCCUUCUUCGGGAGGUGGUUCCGGUGCCACCGGCCUUGACGCCGACUUCCCCAGCGGAACCAUCGACUGCGACCAGUUCCCCUCCGCCUACGGCCCCGUCGCUGCCGAGUGGCUCAACCUCGGCGGCUGGACCGGUCUCCAGAUGACCCCCAGCUUCAGCCCUGGUGAUGCCGCGAUCCACCUGAUCAACACCGGUAUCGGUGGCGACAACUGCAUCAAGAACUCCUUCUGCUCGUACGCCUGCCCACCCGGAUACCAGAAGUCCCAGUGGCCCUCUUCCCAGGGCGCAACCGGCCAGUCCAUCGGCGGUCUCUACUGUAACGCCCAGGGCAAGCUCGAGCUCACCAACCCCACUCUGUCCAAGACUCUCUGCAUCAAGGGAACUGGCGAGGUUAAGGUUAAGAACACCAUCGGCCGCAACGUCCCCAUCUGCCGUACCGACUACCCCGGUACCGAGUCUGAGACCGUCGCUCUCGACACCCAGCCCGGCCAGGAGUACGAGCUCACCUGCCCCGACGCCAACAAGUACUACAGAUGGGGCAACGCCGCCACCUCGGCCCAGUACUACAUCAACCCCGCUGGAUCCCCUCUCAAGGAUGCGUGCCGCUGGAACGAGGCCGGCUCGAACAUGGGUAACUGGGCUCCCGUUAACUUGGGUGUCGGAAAGGGACCUACUGGCGAGACGUACAUCUCGAUCUUCCAGAACAAGCCUACCAACCCUGAUGGAAAGCUCAACUUCAACUUGGAGAUUGUGGGUGAUGUUAGCGGAAAGUGCGCGUACAUUGAUGGCCAGUUCUAUAACAAUGGUGUUGCUGACCCAAGUGGUUGCACUGUUCUCGUCACCGGCACCGCCACCUACAAGAUCUACUAGAUUUACUCUCUCUAGUUUCUUGUACCAAUAAUUCCACCAUUCGCGCUACCAGUUCGAUUUUCCAAUAACAGCCCAGCCCCAGCCCAAGUCUUCUUAUUUGUUGAGACAAUUGCUGAACACAAACACGUACAUAAUAAGAUGUCCCUGCACACAAACAACACAAACUAGUUCAUAGCAGUUACAUGAAAUGAUGAUUCUUUCUAAAACACUACUACACAAUUCGAUUCUAAUUUAAUGCUUUCUUCGUUUUUGUUUUUUGCUUAUUUGCUGUUUACUCUCUUUGCGUGUUUUUGCAGUGUUUUUCUUGCUUGGACUGGUGAUGGUGUGAUGUAGAUCGUCAACCUGAUACUGUUUGAAGCUUGAAAAACGAGUGAUGUUCGGUGG